Messenger RNA from Cyclopterus lumpus (lumpfish), 1936 nucleotides. It is a transcript of the gene asb6, whose product is annotated as ankyrin repeat and SOCS box containing 6. The coding region runs from base 150 to 1460 and encodes 436 amino acids. The transcript has 7 exons. Lineage: Eukaryota; Metazoa; Chordata; Actinopteri; Perciformes; Cyclopteridae. Gene Ontology annotation, biological process: intracellular signal transduction; protein ubiquitination. The record is from RefSeq and is a predicted model, not a curated record. Gene Ontology annotation, molecular function: protein binding. Gene Ontology annotation, cellular component: BRCA1-BARD1 complex.
CACAGUCGGACUGACGUAAAUGACGUAAGUGACGUAAGCGAAGCUUCCUGUUGUGAAGGGAAACAACUGUCGUGAGUGUCUGAGUGAGUUUAUUACAACUUACCCUGUUAAAGUUUUGGCUUCCAAGAGUUGUGAAGACUGGAGGAGCCAUGCCUUUCCUCCAUGGGUUUCGUAGGAUCAUAUAUGAGUAUCAGCCACUGGUAGAUGCUGUCAUGUGUGUUGUUGGACUGGAGGAAGCAGACAGUAGUCAUAAGGACAGAGUCAGAAGCCCUGAAGAUCAGUCUGGUGUUUGUGGCUCUCUAGCGCAGCUUCUGGAGCGCGAGUCCAAGUCCGACGUGUUUAUGGAAGGCAUCGGCUACGCUCUGUUUAAGGUGGCAGAGCGGGGACUGGUGAAUGCAGCUGAAAUCCUUCUACGCUAUGGAGCUGAUCUAAAUUUUGAAGACCCAGUGUCUUACUACAAUCCUCUACACAUCGCUGUUUUGAGGAACAAGCCAAACAUGGUGAGGCUGCUGGUCGGGCAUGGAGCAAGUGUUGAAAGGAGAGACAGGAUCCAUGAGAGCAGUCCUUUGGAUCUUGCCGGUGAGGAGUCAGAGAGGCUCACCUGCCUGCUCACCCUGCUGGACCUGGGUGCUGAUGUGAAUGCAAUGGAUAAACAUGGAAAAACCCCUUUGCUCCAUGCAUUGGCAAGCAGCGAUGGACUCACUGUGCACAACACAGAGAACAUCCAUCUUCUACUUCAGAGAGGUGCCGACGUUAAGGCUGCUACUGUAGACGGUGACACAGUUGAGUCCUCCUUGGUGUUUCUGGUGAAGGAGGCUCUGGAGGCCAAUACGGAGGACGCUGCGGAGAUCGGUAACUUCUGCGUGAAAACCACACAGCUACUGCUAGCUCACGGCGUGGACCCCAGCUGCUGUCUGAAUGAGGAUGGCGAGCCCUCCCUGACACAGACGAGCCUGGAGCACUUUGACCUGCUCUUCCCUCUGGCUGUGCUCUUAAUCCAAAGCGGAGCCUCUUUUGUUUGCUCCUAUCACGGCGAGUCCUGUUGGUCAGGUUACAGCCUUCUUUUCCAGCGGCUGCAAACAGCCCUGCAGCAGUGCUCGGAUCGAAGUCACAAUUCUGAGCUUCUGGAGCAAGCAGAGGUGUUGCUCGACUUAGCGAGGGUAGACGUCCCCUUGCUGCAUCUGCCUCUCAGGCUGGAGCUCCCUGUGGCCGGUGGGGACCCUCACCCCUAUGCUCAGGCUCUGGUAGACCUGCACGACCGUGUAGUACAAGUGAGCCCUCCUGCUCUACGAUGCCUUUGUAGGGCAUUCAUAAGGAGCCACCUACAGCCUUGGCCCCUGACAGACAGAGUCAAAGCCUUGCCAUUACCCGACAGACUGAAAGACUUUAUUCUUCCUGAACACACAUAUACCCCAAAGCCUGGCUGGGACUGCUUCAAACCCCAACAUAGCCAGCGCUGACAAUGUCGGUCUGUAAUAAUUUGUAUAACAUGUCUGACCAUAAAUUAACCUAAAACUAACAAACUAUUGAGGCCUUUGUUUAAUCUUAUUGUUGUUGUCUGUGCUAAAUGAGAAGACACAUGCGGGUAUAUUUACUUUAUGAUACAAAGGUAUGCCUGUAAAAAUGACCCUGUGACUUUUCACUGAGUUCUCACUGGUAUGAUUAAACUGCUGUACAGUUGAGCGAAUCAUAUUGAUGUGUAAAGGGAUCUGCAAUACAAAAUACAAGCCACCAGAUGGCAGUGUUGAUCUUGCGUCUCAAAAGCGCCUCAGAUGUCGGGGUCAAAGAUUUAGUUAUUCACAGUGCAGCCUAUUUAAGUUGUUCCAGUGCAGUAGGCUCCAUCUAUAUUUCAUCUCCUCAACGUGAUGGUGGUGCUUUGUGGUAUCCCCUGCUUAAUCUGAAGUUGAACCAAUAAAACAGGCAUGUGUCUCGCCAA